Botrytis byssoidea is the source of this 1218-nucleotide messenger RNA. RefSeq lists its product as uncharacterized. Gene Ontology annotation, molecular function: zinc ion binding; DNA-binding transcription factor activity, RNA polymerase II-specific. The transcript has 2 exons. Gene Ontology annotation, biological process: regulation of transcription by RNA polymerase II. Bases 1 to 1218 code for a protein of 405 amino acids. NCBI's taxonomy places the organism in Eukaryota, Fungi, Ascomycota, Leotiomycetes, Helotiales, Sclerotiniaceae. The record is from RefSeq and is a predicted model, not a curated record.
AUGUCAGCUGUUUUUACAACAAAAAGGCCCCAUAAGAAGUCGAGGGCCGGAUGUCAAACUUGCAAGACAAAAAAGAUCAAGUGUGAUGAAGCUAAACCAAAAUGCUCGUUUUGUGAAAUCAGAAAGCUUCCCUGUCAAUACAUACAAAAGGCCGCCAAGGUGAAUGAUACGAUUAGUCCGACGGAACAUGAGCAAACUACGUCUUUAGUAAAAUCUAGUACUCAUGGUCGGCCUGUUCAAUCAGCUGAGCCCUCAUGGGACCCGAGAAGUACACCAUUCCCGCCAUUGCGUACAGCCUCUGGAGUACUCUCCGUAAUGGAUCUACGUAUGGUGCAUCAUUAUUCUACAUAUACAGGACCAAUCGUGGCCCUCGGACCCGCAGCAUGCCAUGUAAUGAAAGUGGUUGUUCCAUCUCUUGCCUUUGACAAUCCAUUCUUAUUGAAUGGAAUGUUGGGGCUGGCAUCUCUCCACAAUCAGUAUCUACUUCCACAAAACGAAGAUCAUAAACGGCAAACAGCUCUUUACCGUGGAAAGGUAUUUCGUGAUUAUCGCGCUGCAUUAGCGACCGUUACCAAGGACUCGAAGAACUACGAAGCAGUUCUUGUGAUGGCAUUACUUCUUGUAGUGCUUGCCUCAGGAGACCGGGGUGAAAACGAUGAGCUCACGGUAGCAAGCUGGAUGGGUUUAUAUAGCGGACUGCGUAUUAUCGUUUCGAUGAAAACCCCAGAUGGAGGUGUAAACGACACUACUUCUGUUGGUCCACUGUUCGUCCGAAAUCUUAACGAUUUACUCACUACUCCGUUGGUCCCAUCUGCCCUAUUACAUAUGCUACAUAUGGAUCCUGACGAUCAAGAUUAUGAGAACUUGCAGGUAUAUUGCGGGACUUUGGAUGCUUUAGGCAACCUUUAUGCAAGUCUUCGUCAAGAUGAACUUAGCGUACCUUUGUUCAUUCGUAUAAUCUCGUGGCCAUCAUUCACGCCUAACGAAUUUACAGCUUUAGUAAAGAGCAAACGGCCUAGAGCACUGAUUAUCUGCGCGUACUACAUGUCCUUUAUCAAACUCGUUUCUGGACUUUGGUGGCUCGAGGGCUUAGCAGAUCGUGAUAUUCGCGCCAUCACUAAUAUGCUGAGUCCCAACUGGAACUAUGUACUGGAUGUUCCACUGGAAAUAUUGCACACACAAGACAGACAUAAAAUCGUCGAUAUACUACUUCGAUGA